UUUCGGGUCGUAUCAACUGUAGAACCUGCUGCUUUGGAGUCUACUAAUUAUCGGUCUUUGUAUCUUAUAUAAGUUAAGUCAAGAGUUAUUAUUGUAAGUAAAGUGAGCUGCGCAGUGUCACGUGAUUUCUGACGUUGAGGAAAAAACUGAAUCUGUCAUACGUUACAAAACACUGUCCCGAGUUGCAAAGCGCAGACCAGUAUUCGGGACAUGGCAUGGAGGAGCUGCUUCAUGAAAUGGACACAAAUAAACUCGAUAAAUGCAUCAUCGUUGUGUCCAAAAAGUACCAGAUUAAACAUCCAUCCUCAGCAAAGAUGUGGCUUCCGGAAAGCUGAGAGACCAUCAGAAAGCAAAAGAGGUGUGCAAGAGACAGAAGCUGAAGCAGGGGGACAUAACCAUGCUGUGCCACCCAAGCCUGUGCCCCCUUUGCCACCCAGAAGACCACAUCAACUCUUCAGACCCCUGGUGUUCACGGUGGGGUUCACAGGCUGCUCUUUCGGCGCAGCUGCCAUCUUGCAGUAUGAAUCAGUAAAGUCGCGAGUGCAACUGGCUAUAGAGGAGGCUAAAGAAGAGAAGCGGGAUACACUUCUGGAGGGUCACAACACAACAUACUGGCACAACUGGUGGAAUCAGCUGUCCAACUUCCAGAAGCAGGUGAUUCUGCUCAUUUCUGCGGUCGAUGAUUUUUGGAGUGGCCUCAGUGAGGGACAAAAAACAGUCACAGGCCUCAUAGCUUUGAACACAGUGGUCCUGUGUUGUUGGAGAGUUCCUGCAAUGCAACGCUUUUUAGUCAAGUACUUCACAUCGAACCCUGCCUCCAAGACGCGUUGCCUUCCCAUGGUCCUCUCUUCUUUUAGCCACUACUCAGUCAUUCACAUGGUGGUCAACAUGUAUGUGCUGUGGACCUUCUCCUCUGGCAUAGUUUCUCUGCUCGGAAGGGAGCAGUUUUUGGCUCUUUAUCUUUCCGGAGGUGUUAUCUCAACAUUUGUUAGCUACGUGUUUAAAACAGCUACUGGUCGCCUGGGCCCGUCGCUUGGAGCGUCAGGCUCCAUCAUGACAGUACUGGCUGCAGUCUGCACCAAGAUACCAGAGGCCAAACUGGGAAUCGUCUUGCUUCCUGUGAUCAGCUUCAGUGCUGGAAAUGCUUUAAAAGCUCUUGUAGCUCUGGAUAUUGCCGGUCUACUUUUGGGAUGGAGGUUUUUUGAUCACGCAGCACAUCUUGGUGGAGCUCUGUUUGGAGUGUGGUACAUUGGAUAUGGCCAUGAACUGAUCUGGAGGAAGCGCGAGCCACUAAUAAAAUUUUGGCAUGAACUGAGGAACAUGUCACCCGGCAGACCUGGACCAGGUGGAGGUGGGGGUUAAAUUUAGGACUGAUCAUUUACCGCAAGAUCUGAACCCUACAGAUGGAAGUGCAGAUGCUCACCACACCAAAGAGCCAUUGUGUGUGUAACGUUCCCCCUUUUCACUUUUCUGUCUCGAACUGUUGUUGGAUUAAAUUAGUCUAGUUGUUUAAAACGGUCCUGCUUUAAAGAUAAAAUGUGCAUUUAUUAUAUAUUUCGAUGUUCUGGAUGGCAAAAUGACAAUUAAAACAAGCCAAUGGCCACUUUUUCCAG
Messenger RNA from Danio rerio (zebrafish), 1613 nucleotides. RefSeq names its product presenilin associated, rhomboid-like a (gene parla). Gene Ontology annotation, cellular component: membrane; mitochondrial inner membrane. The record is from RefSeq and is marked provisional. Gene Ontology annotation, molecular function: serine-type endopeptidase activity. NCBI's taxonomy places the organism in Eukaryota, Metazoa, Chordata, Actinopteri, Cypriniformes, Danionidae.